Molecule: messenger RNA, 5202 nt
Organism: Lepus europaeus (European hare)
Lineage: Eukaryota; Metazoa; Chordata; Mammalia; Lagomorpha; Leporidae
Gene: CWC22
Product: CWC22 spliceosome associated protein homolog
Exons: 21
Coding region: 561-3305 (914 amino acids)
Biological process (GO): mRNA splicing, via spliceosome
Cellular component (GO): catalytic step 2 spliceosome
Molecular function (GO): RNA binding; protein binding
Source: RefSeq, a predicted model, not a curated record
UCCGCCUGACGAGGGGGAGGAUGUUUUUCGUUGCCGUGUUGGUAAGGAGACAGUAUGAUUCGAUGCGCUGCUUUCAAUCUGGCGUUGUGAUGUGGUGUUUAAGAUAAUAGGCAAAGCGCAUCAAACCCAAGUGAGCGUCCGGUUUUUAUGUACUUCACACUCCGCCUCCCUCCUCUUGCCGGUGCCCAGGAAGGGGAAGUGAUGUGCAUCCGGUGUAAUGGCGCCGCGGUGGAGCUCUAGGUGUGUGUAUCUGACAGACCCCAGCCUUCCAGUUCCGACAGAUCCAGUUCUGGGAUAGGCAUCCUCCAGAAAAGAAGGAGCUGUAUUGGCUACUCACAGGGUCCAUCAUAGCUUCCUAUUAUUAAGGAAUUACUAGCAUGCUGCAGAGAUGGAGGGAGUGCCUCGGGGGCUCGGGGUCCGCUCCGGGCUGGAGAGGAGGACUGCUGUUGGUGAUGUUUGCAGAUAGAAAAAGUAAACUGUCAAGGAAUUCAGCCCAUUGGUCACUUGUUGUUUGGACCGACUUGAAGAAUCUUUGAUUUAUUGGACCAGCAGGCUACAAAAUGAAAAGUAGUGUGGCACAGAUAAAAUACUCAUCUGGUCAUGACAGAAGGGACAACUAUAAUUCAUAUCAGAGGUCCUCCUCUCCAGAAGACAGAUAUGCAGAACACGAAAGAUCCCCCCGGGAUAGAGACUACUUUGACUAUAACAGGUCAGACCAUGAGCGUUCAAGAAGAGGACGUUCUUAUGAUGAUAGCACGGAGUCACGAAGCAGGGAGCGAGAAAAACGCAAAGAAAGAGACACAGAUCGGACAGAUCGGACAGAUCGGAAAAGGUCCCGGAGAUCCCCAGCUCCUGGGAGACGAAGCCCAGAGCCCUCCGUCACUCAGAGUUCCUCUGCUCAAGAUGAACCUGUUACAAAGAAGAAGAAAGAUGAGCUGGAUCCUCUCCUCACUCGCACUGGUGGAGCGUAUAUUCCUCCUGCAAAGCUGAGGAUGAUGCAGGAGCAGAUUACAGAUAAAAACAGCUUAGCUUACCAGAGGAUGAGCUGGGAGGCCCUAAAGAAGUCAAUCAAUGGUCUUAUCAACAAAGUCAACAUUUCCAAUAUAAGUAUUAUUAUUCAAGAGCUUCUUCAAGAAAAUAUAGUUAGAGGAAGAGGACUGCUGUCUAGGUCUGUUUUGCAAGCACAGAGUGCUUCUCCUAUCUUCACCCACGUUUAUGCAGCAUUAGUGGCAAUUAUCAACUCAAAAUUUCCACAAAUUGGAGAAUUAAUCCUCAAGAGGUUAAUUCUUAAUUUCCGAAAAGGCUAUCGAAGAAAUGACAAGCAACUUUGUCUGACUGCUUCAAAGUUUGUGGCACAUCUUAUUAACCAAAAUGUGGCACAUGAAGUUUUAUGCUUGGAAAUGCUUACUUUGCUGCUUGAAAGACCAACAGAUGAUAGUGUUGAAGUAGCAAUUGGUUUUCUCAAGGAAUGUGGCCUCAAGUUGACACAAGUGUCACCAAGAGGAAUCAACGCUAUAUUUGAACGCCUUCGAAACAUUCUGCAUGAGUCUGAGAUUGACAAAAGAGUUCAGUAUAUGAUUGAAGUGAUGUUUGCUGUACGGAAGGAUGGGUUCAAGGACCACCCUGUUAUACUAGAUGGACUGGACUUAGUGGAAGAGGAUGACCAGUUCACCCACAUGCUCCCUCUGGAGGACGACUAUAAUCCAGAGGAUGUUCUUAAUGUUUUCAAGAUGGAUCCUAAUUUUAUGGAGAAUGAAGAAAAGUACAAAGCUAUUAAGAAGGAAAUUCUAGAUGAAGGAGACAGUGACUCAAACACAGACCAAGAUGCAGGAAGCAGUGAAGAAGAGGAGGAAGAAGAGGAGGAAGAAGGAGAAGAAGAUGAAGAAGGACAAAAAGUGACCAUUCAUGACAAAACAGAAAUUAAUCUCGUCUCAUUCCGUCGUACAAUAUAUCUUGCAAUUCAGUCAAGUUUAGAUUUUGAAGAGUGUGCUCACAAAUUACUGAAAAUGGAGUUUCCCGAAAGCCAAACAAAAGAACUCUGCAACAUGAUAUUAGAUUGCUGUGCUCAACAAAGAACAUAUGAGAAAUUUUUUGGCUUACUAGCAGGACGAUUUUGCAUGCUAAAAAAAGAAUACAUGGAAUCCUUUGAAAGUAUAUUCAAAGAACAGUAUGAUACCAUCCAUCGCUUGGAAACAAACAAAUUGAGAAAUGUUGCUAAGAUGUUUGCUCACCUUUUAUACACUGAUUCACUUCCAUGGAGUGUUCUUGAAUGUAUAAAACUGAGUGAAGAAACCACUACAUCAUCCAGUAGAAUUUUUGUCAAAAUAUUUUUCCAAGAACUGUGUGAAUACAUGGGUCUUCCCAAACUUAAUGCAAGAUUAAAGGAUGAAACCCUACAGCCGUUCUUUGAAGGGUUGUUACCCCGAGAUAAUCCAAGAAACACUCGAUUUGCCAUCAACUUCUUUACUUCUAUAGGUCUCGGAGGUUUAACGGAUGAAUUGCGUGAGCAUCUCAAAAACACACCGAAAGUCAUAGUGGCUCAGAAACCAGAUGUUGAACCAAAUAAGUCCUCCCUGUCGUCUUCGUCAUCAGCAUCCUCCUCGUCGGAGUCCGACUCCUCUGACUCUGACUCUGACUCUGACAGCAGUGAUAGCAGUUCAGGGUCCUCCAGUGAGGAGAGCGAUUCUUCAUCCUCCGGGAGUCACAGCUCCGCCUCAGCUAAAGACAUAAGAAAGAAAGGACAAGGGAAGACCAGAAGAAAAGAAGUAAAUAAAUUGAUCAGGAGCCAACAUACAAAUGACAGGAAGCAAGAAGAAGGAAGACAAGGACAAAGGCACCAAGAAACAAGGUCUGAGAGAGAAAGAAGAUCAGAAAAACACAGAGAUCAAAAUUCAAGAGAUCCAAAUUGGAGAGAUCCCAUAACAAAGUACACAUCAGACAGAGGUGUUCCUCCUGAACGAAAUAGUUAUGGUAGAAAUGGGAAUGACAGAGACCAAGAAAUUCAUAUGGAUUUGGAAAAGAGGCAUAGUGAUCCCAAAAAGAAGAGAGGAGAGAGGAGAAAUUCUGUUUCCGAAAGUGAGAAACACAGACACCAAAAUAAGGACAGUGAACAUUUCAGAAGAAAAGAUAGAUCAAAGUCAAGGGAAAAGAAUAAAAAACACUCAGGUUCUAGAAGUGAUGAAGAUAGGUAUCAAAAUGGUGCUGAAAGACAAUGGGAAAAAUCUAGCAGAUACUCUGAACAUUCCAGAGAAUCCAGGAAAAAUCAGGAACGGCGGAGAGAGAAGUCUCCAACGAAACAAAAAUAAUUCUACAGAAUUAUAUAAACUGAACAUGCCUUAUAUUCAAUUGAAAAGAAGUAUUUUUACAUUGAUUGACAAACUUUAUACAGAAUUCUUAUACAAAAUACUAGUUUGUAAAUUUUAAGAAUUUUUUUUCAUUUCAACAUGUUUUAUAGUUUAUACAUCUCAAGGCCUUUUACUUAAAAUUAUUUGGAGAGAAAACUUUCAACUGAAAGGGGCUGUAAAUCUUGCUUCUAUUUUGUGAAUAAAAUGAUCCAAUGGUAAUUGAAUUGGUGAUUUUUUUUAUGGACAAAAUAUUUUCCCCAAAUUAAUGAUUUUAGUUGUUUACAAAGGUAUUAUAAUGAAUUAUUAUAGCUUCUUAUUUGUAACUGAAUACCAAAAUAGACAAACCCUUUCAAGUUUCAUAUUAUGUCUUGAACAAAAUAGGUAAGGUGUAAUUUUUUCCACGAGUGUUUUGGUGAAGCUAGUUGAAUUUUAUUAGUCUUUAAACUGAUGUAUAGCUCUCAUUAUCUACAAUGAGGACUUCUCUGUUGGGUAACAUUUCUUCUUUGGAUGGCUAUAAAGUGUUAAACUUGUGAUUAGUUCUUUUUCUCAGCCUUAAAGCUGUAUCACUGUUGGUGAAUAAAUGUGUAUUUAAUUUUUAAUUUAGAUUAGUAGGUCAUUGGGAAACGUAUAGUCAUGAGAUACGCAAACAGCCUAACUGAAAUAAUUCCACUGUUAGAAGAAUUUUAAGUAUUUCCAUUAUUGUAACUUUCAUCAGUGAAUAUGUGACCAUGUUAUUUAUUGCUUUUGAAAUAUUACCUCUGAGAUCUUAGAUUUACUGACACAUAUUAAACCCUACUUAUGAAAUAGAUUUCUUGUGCUUGCUUGUUUUGCAAGGAGAUUAACAGUCCAUCUUAGCCAAUGUCUAGUUUCAAGAUGUGUGAAAUUAAACUAUCUUAGUGUUUAACUUUCAGGCAUACUCUGAUUCAAAGUGUUUUCUGUUUUGGUUUAAAAACUUGAGUAUCAGUAUAGACUCCUUAUAAAUAAAUAUUAUGUGCCCACCACCAAAAAAAUAUUCAUUAAAUAUAAUAGCUUGGAAAACUUCUCUAUAGUGUUUUCUAGAACUGCAGUUGUUAGAAGCUGAUGUCAUUAGAAGGGGCUAUCAUAAGGUUAGCACAUUUCGUGGAACUAUUAGCCUAGCCCAUAGGCUAUGACUCCUAAAGGAAACAAGCAAGAAUUUAUUUUUUUGCUUGAACCUUGCAUGAUCUUUAGAGGUCAUAAGAAAGAAAAAACAAAAACAAAAGCAAUAGACUUACGAUGUGUGUAUCCUUUGAGCUAAAGUAACUGCUUCAUAUACAACUUGUUUCACAUUUCUCAGAUUUGUGAUGAGAGGAAAAAAUAUUUUGUAUCUGUGAUAGCUGUGAGUGAACUUUGGAUUCUUGCCUUCAAUACUUGGUUCACAGUUUUCUGUUUAUCUUGACUGGUACAUUUCUCCUCAUUUCACAGCAGCUUCCAUGCAUCAGGAUUGCUUAGAACCCUGAUCUGUUUUCUGAUCCAGGUAUCACUUUUACCAGUGUACUUACUGUGGCAUGGAUAUAUUGGCUUGAAUGUUCCCCAAAAGCGUGUGUGUUUUAGGCUUGGUCCUCAAAUUCUUAUGUUAAUGGUACUAAGAAGGUAGAAACUUAAUAAUCCAAACAUGGUGUUUAGAUGUGCUGCCUUCUUGUAGUGACUGCAUUGGAUUAGUUUGAAUGGAGCCUGCAUGAUUGAGUUGUGGUGGCUUUAUAAGGAGAGACACAGAUACAUGUGGCCACUCUUGCCAUGUGAUGCUAUGUAUCCCUCUGGACUCUGCCAGCAAGAAUAUUAUCACCAUAUGUUGAACAAAUGGAAUCUCCCAGUCUUAGUCUGUGAAUCUCCAAAACUG